Molecule: messenger RNA, 681 nt
Organism: Arachis ipaensis
Lineage: Eukaryota; Viridiplantae; Streptophyta; Magnoliopsida; Fabales; Fabaceae
Source: RefSeq, a predicted model, not a curated record
AUGAAGACUCCCCCAAAUUCAGAGGAUGAGGGGACAGAUGAGGAGUCCAAAGAUUUUUGUCCUGUGUUUAGAGAAGGUAUAAGGUUUGGAGAACUGCAAUUGGAAGUUGGCAUGAAAUUCAACACAAAAUGGGACUUUAAGGAGGCUGUUAGGGAGUUCACAAUCCAAGAGGGCAGACGGAUUAGGUUCAGGAAGAAUGACAAUGUGAGGAUGAGGGCUACUUGUAAAGUGAAAGGAUGUCCAUGGGUGGUGUAUGCAUCAAGGGAUCAUGAAGAUACUUGUUGGCAAAUAAAGACCUUCGUUAAUGAUCAUACAUGCCCAAGGGAGGAUAAGAACAGGGCAGCUAACAGAAAUUGGGUGGCGAGAAAACUAGUCAAGAAGGUUAGGAAGUACCCAAAUUUCAAAUAUUGUGAUGCUGCCACUUACUUCAAGUCAAGGUUUGACUUGUUCUUGAACAAGAACUCAAUAUCAAGGGCCCUCUUUGAUGCAAAAAAUGUGGUGUUCGGGGAUGAAAAGGAACAAUACAAAAUCCUGAGGGAUUAUGGUCUUACACUUCUUAAGACUAAUCCUGGAUCAACAGUUGAAAUUUGUUGCACUCCCCAACCAGAAUCUGAUCCAGUGUUUGAGAAAAUGUAUGUGUGCUUGAAUGGAUGCAAGAAUGGUUUCAAAGCCGGAUGCUGA